Messenger RNA from Acanthochromis polyacanthus (spiny chromis), 6300 nucleotides. RefSeq lists its product as uncharacterized. Gene Ontology annotation, molecular function: 3-oxoacyl-[acyl-carrier-protein] synthase activity; fatty acid synthase activity. The transcript has 6 exons. The coding region runs from base 1 to 6279 and encodes 2092 amino acids. NCBI's taxonomy places the organism in Eukaryota, Metazoa, Chordata, Actinopteri, Pomacentridae. The record is from RefSeq and is a predicted model, not a curated record. Gene Ontology annotation, biological process: fatty acid biosynthetic process.
AUGGAAGAACCUGAGGACAGUAUUGCCGUGGUGGGAAUUGGAUGCAAUUUUCCAGGAGGAGAAGGGCUUGACAGUUUCUGGAAGGUUCUGGUUGAUGGAAGAAAUUGUUCCAUGCCAAUUCCCAAAGAGAGAUUUGACUUGCCCAGCUGGUACGACCCCGAUGACACCAAACCAGGAAAAUCCCGAACAGCCAAGGCUGCUCUCAUUGAUGGGUUCAACGAAUUUGACCACAAGUUUUUUGGCAUCAGUGACAGUGAAGUGGAACAAAUGGAUCCUCAGCAAAAACAGCUCCUUCAGUGUGUCUACAGGGCUUUAGAGAACGCUGGAACUCCUGUCGAGAAAGCCAGUGGGAGCCGGACAGGAGUGUUUUUUGGCAUUAUGAACAGAGAUUACGAAACAAACGCUGCACACGUGCACCCAAGUGUGAUCAACCACUGGACCGGCACUGGGCUUGCCGUAAAUAUUGCAGCAAACAGAGUCUCCUACGUCUUCAACUUCACCGGACCCUCACUGACAAUAGACUGUGCCUGCUCAUCAUCGCUUGUAGCUCUUCACCUUGCAUGUCAGUCCAUUAAACAAGGUGAUUGUGACAUGGCUGUUUGUGGAGGGGUCAGCUGCAUCAUUGAGCCAAGAGUGUUUGUUGCCCUCAGUAAGGCCAAGAUGAUCUCACCUGAUGGCACCAGCAAGCCGUUCUCCAGCAGAGCAGAUGGUUACGGUCGAGGGGAAGGCUGUGGGGUGGUUCUCCUGAAGCCACUGAAGAAGGCUCUUCAAGACCACGACCCCAUCUGGGGUAUCAUCAGCAAAACUGCAGUCAACCAAGAUGGACGCUCUGUCACUCCCAUCACCAAACCGUCCAUGACACAACAAGAAGAGCUGCUGCGAAGAAUCUACACAGAGUCUGACAUCGUAAAUGUCCAGUACAUAGAGACUCAUGGGACUGGAACUCCAGUUGGAGACCCAACAGAGGCAGGAAGCAUCUCCAACGUCAUCGCUAAAGCCAGACCUCCUGGUUCUGAGACGCUGCUGAUUGGAUCUGUGAAGGGUAACAUCGGACACACAGAAUCUGCAGCAGGAGUCGCCGGACUCAUUAAGGUUCUACUUAUGAUGAAGCAUGAGACUAUUGUCCCAUCAGUUUUCUACUCCGAUGAAACAUCCAUUGUAAACCCAGAAGCCCUGAACAUUAAAAUUUCCCAAAAAAACGAAAAGUGGGACACCUGCGGUGCAAGAAUUGCAGGGGUGAGUAACUUUGGCUUUGGGGGGACAAAUGCACAUGCUAUUGUCAAACAGCACAUGCAGCCAUGUGCUGAGAAAAAGAAUGAAAAGAGGCAAGUAAAAUAUUUUGUCUUGUCUGCACAUUCACAGAAAUCUCUUAAAAUGAUAAUGGAAGACACUAUUAAACAGCUACAGGCAGAUAACAAAGUUGAUCUAGACUCUCUGUUGUACACAUCAGCUUGCAGAAGAAGCCACCAAAAACAUAGAUACAGAAAGGCCAUUGUGGUAUCAUCUGUGGUCGACCUCAAAGAGGAGCUAAGUGCCACUGUUGGCAAAAAAAUCAACCCAGCCUAUUCAGAUCCAAGGUUAGUGUUUGUGUUCUGUGGAAAUGGUGUCACAUAUCAUGGCAUGUGUAAGCAGCUACUAAAACGAGAGCCUGUAUUCAGAGAAAAGACCAAAGAGAUUGCACAUCUUUUCCAAAGUCUGUGCACUCUGGACAUCCUGGACACACUGGAGAGUGACACUGAGAGCAGUGACUUCAACAACCCAAAUGUUGUCCAACCACUCCUCUUUGCGAUCCAGGUUGGGAUUGCAACCCUACUCAGGCACUGGGGGGUCAAGCCCGAUGCCAUUCUCGGACACUCUGUUGGUGAAGUUGCAGCUGCUCAUUGCUCAGGCCUCCUGUCUCUGGAGGAUGCAGUGAAAGUCAUAUAUUUCCGUAGCAUUUUCCAGAGUAAAGUCACAGGUGGUAAGAUGCUUGUGAUCAGCAACAUGGCUGUAUCAGAAGUAACAUCUCUUCUCCCUUGUUACUCUGGUAGAGUUUGCCUUGCUGCUUUCAACAGCCCGCAGUCCUGCACCCUCUCAGGUGACGCAGAUGCAAUCGAGCGCCUCCGAGAGGCGCUAAGCAACUCAGCUAACAAUGAAAACCUAUUCGUCCGUGUCCUGGAUGUCCCUGUUGCUUACCACAGCUAUAUGAUGGACCCAAUUUUGCUAGAAAUCAAAGGUGUACUUGGCACCUUUCAGUUGAAAGAUCUUGAAGCAGAGUUGUUCUCCACGGUGACAGGCAAGGAAGCCCAGCAGGGAGAUUUCAGCACAGGUGAAUACUGGGCUAGAAACAUUCGUGAGCCAGUUGCUUUUGAGCAGGCGGUGAGAUCAGCAGCUAAGGGGAAGAAAAACAUAGUCUGUGUAGAGAUCGGGCCAAGAAGGACUCUGCAGAGAAACAUCAUGGAAACUCUGGGGAAUGACACCGCUGUUCUUGCCUCGGUGCAGCCAGAAAAAGAUCAUGAAUCAGUCACAUCUGUUGUUUCGAAACUGUUCGAACUGGGUAUUCAGGUAGAUUGGGACACCCUCUACAGAGGUUAUGAGACAGUGCCACUGCCUUUCCCAAAAUACCACUUUGAUUGCUCAAACAGAGACGUUAUCAUCGCAGCAGCACAGAAGAACACAACAAGUAAUCACCCUAUUCUCUGUCAGACAGGAGGUGAGAGGGAUAUUUUCAGCUGUGAUCUUUUUUCUGACUCUUCUUUCUACUUGAAGGAGCACAAGCACAACGAUAUACCCAUCAUUCCUGGUGCCUUCUAUGCUGAGUUGGGUUUAGCUGCGUUCAUGGCCACUGUCAGACCAAAAGUACCCAUCAACACACUACAGCUCAGUGUCAGUUUCCACAGUCCAUUUGUUUUGACCCAGAACUCACCUGAAAUGAAGGUGCAACUGGAACAAAAGGGGAAAGAGACUAGGUUCAGUAUACUCUCCCCAUCUGCAGUGUAUGCGUCAGGCACAGUCGUUUUAAAUAGGAGACCCAUUGAAGAGCAUUGCAUUUCGCUGAGCUCCAUUUACAAACGAUGCACAUCUGUGUUGAGUUGUCAGGAGUUGUAUGGGCAUCUCACUAGAGGAGGGUUCCAGUAUGGAGAUGUCUUCCAGAACAAAGGGGACGUGCACUAUGGAGAAGAUCUACAGGAGGCAGUUGCAGCUGUAGCGGUUCCAGAAAACAUCUGGCCUCACUUGCAUGACUAUUACAUCCAUCCUGUAGUUUUGGAUUAUCUGAUGCAACUUCUUCCUGUCACAGUGGAUCACUUUUCCGGUGGUAGGCCAGGAUUUCCUGCCAAAAUAGGAAGCCUGACAGUUUUUGAACCCUUGCAGAAUGAGAUGAUCAUGUAUCUGAGAGGAACUGAUGUGGGAGUUGAUCAUUUUGAGGUUUGUGGUUGCUUUGCAGAUAUGGAAGGAAGAGUGUUGGUCGAGGUUAAGAAUGUGAUUUUCAAGUACCUUGGCAGUCAAUCUCAUGUGGUUGACGAAUACUUCUACCAUAACGCCUUCAGCGUCAUCCCCCAAGGUUUCUCUCCUGCUCCUUCUCCUCCCAAGGCUUUGGUCUUCUGUGAUCACAUGGGAAUCUCUGAAGGUCUGAAACAACAUUUGGACUCAAAGUCUAAAUAUGUUUCCUUCACAUAUGCAAAAGAUAUCUUGAGCAGUGGGUUUCCUUCUCUCUUGGCAAAUCUCAAUAUCACAGAUCUUGAGAAAAACUUUGAUGAGGUUUUGUUUUUGUGGUGCAAAGAAAACCUUACAACUCUGGCAGCCGACGUCAUUCUGCAAAAUCUGUUGAGUUGCUGUGAAAUCUUUCGGCAAAUAGUCCUUGAGCUGAAGCGAAUUCGCUUCCCAAACUCAGUUAGAGCAGUAACGUACUGCUCAUCUGACAUCACUGUCGAUCAUAUAAGUCCAGGUUUCGCUCUUGCUGGUAUGAUCAGAGCAUGUGCUGCAGAGAUACCAGAUCUUUCUUUUCAGCUGACUGAUAUCAGCAGCACCUCUGAUAAGGACAUCGAAGCUCUGUCUGAGGUGCUAAGAUCAUAUCCUUGCAACAAGUACUCAGAGCUGGUGGUCAAAGAUGGACUCAUUUGGAAACCUUCCGUAGUCCGUACCCCACCAGAAACCACUCACAGUUCAGAGAGCAGUUACACUUCUAAACUGACCGAACCUUGCAUCUUUCAAACAGCUGAUGCACAUAAGAUAACUCAACUGAGUGCCGUUCCUUUUGACGAGGACGUUGAACCAAUCGGUGAUGCAUCAGUUGAAAUCCGCCCCAGUAAGAUAUGCGUUCAUUCAUCCGAUUACUUUCCUGUCAGUGCUUCACAUCUGGAACACGGCCAGACACUGUACUGGAACAAACACUCCCAUCAGAAGCACAAGCUGCUCGCUCUAGACUUCAGUGGCACAAUUACAGCAGUUGGAAAAAAUGUGAGGAAAUUGAAAGUGGGAGAUCUUGUUGCUUCCUGUUAUCCCGUGGUGGCAGCUAGUAAGGUCAGAGUUCCAGAAGAUGCGUGCUACAGCACUAGAAGGUUCUCUUUCCUCCAAAAAACACCAUGCGUUUCCUACUUUGUGCUAGCGUGGGAGAUCUUGCAUCGAGCCUUGCCCAGAGCCAAACAAAAUUUACAAAUCAUCUCUUCUGUGCCUGAUUCUGCCCUGGUAAAAGUCUUGACACUCGCCUCUGUGAAAUCAGGUUGGACUGUGAAAGUUGGCUCAUCUGCAGAUGUCAAUCAGAUGGAUGCAUAUGUCAUCCUGCCUCCAUUUGAUGAAUCUCUGAUUGCUAAAAUUUGCAGCUUUUCAGGCACCCAAUGUGUUGUAAUCGUAUGCAAAGCCCAGAUGCAUGAUUUGCUAACUCACAAAGUCUUCCAAAGUGUAAAGGAAACUGUUCACGUGCAGAUGAUUCAGAUGCCUGUCAUUUUGCAAAAGGGAUCUCUGAGAGCACACAGGCCACACAUUUAUCACUGGCUGAAGUCCCUGAACUUGAGCGGGAAAAGUGUCAUUGCUAGCUUUACCUUUCAGAGUGUGAGCGCUGAAACCAAGAACCUGAAUUCAGAGGAAUCAUACUUCAACUCAAAGGAACUGGCUGUGGUGGCUCUGGAUAAAGAUGUUAGCGCUACGCUGUCUGACAUUCCACUGCUGCCCACAAAGAAAGCGCUUUUUCGAAAGAGAGCUGUGUACAUCGUGACAGGAGGUCUUUCUGGUCUGGGCUUUCAAACCGUCAAGUUCAUCUCCCAAAGAGGUGGCAAGUACAUUGUCAUCCUAUCAAGGAGCAAACCCAAACCAGAAGUGCAGGAAGAAAUCCACAAUAUAGAGAAGCAUUAUGGAAACAGCAUCACCAGCAUGGAGUGUGACAUAUCUGUCUCUGAGCAUGUGCAGAACGCUAUCAGUGUCAUUGGCCAGAAAUUCCCCUGUUGUCCAAUCAGAGGAGUGUUUCACAGUGCAGUUGUGUUGCAUGAUGGGCUGAUUGAGGCGCUCAACAGAUCUCUGUAUGAGAAGGUUUUCAGACCCAAAAUAAAUGGUGUACUGAAUCUGCACCAUGCAACACAGCACUGUCCGUUGGAUUAUUUUGUGUGUUAUUCUUCCAUCUCGGCUUUCCUGGGAAAUGCAUCGCAAACAAACUACGCAGCAGCCAACACAUUCCUCGACAUGUUCUGUCAGUACAGGCGCAAACUCGGGCUGCCUGGACAGUCCAUCAACUGGGGAGCUCUGAAUCUCGGUCUUCUCUUGAACAAAGAACAUCUCCAGCGGUUUCUGGAGGCAAAGGGGAUGAAGGUGUUAGAAGUGGCAGAGAUUCACAAAAGCUUGGAGCAAUGUCUUGUGCUCAACCGACCCCAACAAGCUGUUUGCAGAUUUAAUUUUAGAAACAUCAGAUACAACAUCCUCUCUCAGAAUGCAUCCUUGACCACGCGUCUCUACGACCUAGUUGAGGAGGCCUUCCACAAAUCUAAAGAUACAGAUUUUCAAACUGAACAGACUGACUCUGUCUCACCAAAAGACUAUGUUAGGUCCCUGCUUUGUGACACCAUUGGCAUAGAUCAGAGUGAGCUAAAGGAUGAAUCACGUCUUCCAUCUUUAGGCAUUGACUCCAUGCAGGCCAUGACUCUGCAGAAUCUGAUCUUUCAACAGAGAGGUGUGAAUGUGCCUUUAGUGAAACUGUUGGAUCCCAAUGCCACAGUAAUAGCAGUGGUAGCUGUACUGAGUGAGGGAGCUGAGGAUGAAACCCAAGAGCCUCUUCCAGUGAAAGACACUGAGAAUGUUUCCACCAGAUUGUAAAAACUUCACAUGCAAAUUUAC